This is a messenger RNA of Lingula anatina, 3010 nucleotides long. RefSeq names its product guanine nucleotide-binding protein subunit beta. Gene Ontology annotation, molecular function: protein binding. The record is from RefSeq and is a predicted model, not a curated record. Lineage: Eukaryota; Metazoa; Brachiopoda; Lingulata; Lingulida; Lingulidae. Gene Ontology annotation, biological process: signal transduction.
AUGAGGACUUACGGGGAUUCCUGAGUUUAUUGCAAGGGCGCCGCACCCUUAGAAAAGAAGUCCUAUGUUUAUUCAUUCAAAAGGAGUACAAUUACAUUGUGUAUGGUGAUCUAGCCUUUUUCUACAGUUGCAUAAAAAGACUUUAGGUCCAUAUAUAUAAAUAUAUAAACAUAUAACAUAGAAGUACACAAUGAGUGAGCUGGAACAGCUUCGUCAGGAAGCAGAGCAGCUAAAAAACCAAAUUAGGGAUGCUAGAAAAAAUGCUUGCGACACAUCUCUUGCACAAGCAGCUGCCAAUGUGGAACCCGUCGGCAGGAUACAAAUGCGUACGCGGCGCACCCUGCGUGGACAUCUUGCAAAAAUUUAUGCCAUGCAUUGGGCGACAGAUUCAAGUGGAGCUACCAACAGAAAUCUAGUAUCAGCUUCUCAAGAUGGUAAAUUAAUUGUAUGGGAUGGUUAUACAACAAAUAAGGUCCAUGCUAUACCUCUGCGCUCCAGCUGGGUAAUGACUUGUGCCUAUGCCCCGUCAGGGAGCUUCGUUGCAUGCGGCGGCCUAGACAACAUCUGUUCCAUCUACAGUCUUAAGACGAGGGAAGGCAACGUGCGAGUGACUAGAGAAUUACCUGGCCACACUGGCUACCUAUCCUGUUGUCGAUUUAUUGACGAUAAUCAAAUAGUCACAAGUUCUGGAGACAUGACUUGUGCAUUGUGGGACAUAGAGACAGGUCAGAACACAACCACGUUCGCAGGGCACACUGGAGACGUCAUGAGCUUGUCUCUGGCACCAGACAUGAGGACUUUUGUAUCUGGUGCAUGUGACGCAUCAGCUAAGCUAUGGGACACCAGAGACGGAAUGUGUCACCAGACUUUCACAGGACACGAAUCUGAUAUUAAUGCCAUCACAUAUUUUCCCAACGGCUAUGCCUUUGCCACCGGCUCGGAUGAUGCCACAUGCAGGUUAUUUGACAUUCGUGCUGAUCAGGAGAUCGGCAUGUAUUCACACGACAACAUCAUCUGCGGGAUCACGUCAGUUGCCUUUUCCAAGAGUGGCCGACUUCUACUGGGCGGCUACGAUGAUUUCAACUGCAAUGUUUGGGAUACUUUGAGGCAAGAUAGAGCUGGUGUGCUGGCUGGUCAUGACAAUCGUGUGAGUUGCCUAGGCGUCACAGAGGACGGCAUGGCUGUAGCCACAGGCUCCUGGGACAGUUUCCUUAAGAUAUGGAACUAGUCUCCCCAGGCACGACGCACAGACGUUGAGGAAAUAAACAAACAUAUAGAUAUCAAACAAGAUGAAGAAGAAAAGGAGGAAUAAAAGACAUUUUUAAAAAAAUUUCCAUCAUCAUGAAGUCCAAAAUAGACAAAGAAGACAUUGAAAAAAAAAGCAACAUAAAAAGACUCGAGAUCAACUAUGGCAAGGCUGUUUCUAUAUAUUUAUGAUGAUCUGUUUUUUUCUCCGUAGUGAGCUUACUGCGGAAGAAGAGGGCACAUCAAAGGGGAGUCAGAACAACAAGUCAUUUCAAACAUUAGUAACUAAAUUGUAAGUCAGUCAGUAUGUCAGCAGGCAUGUGUGUGUGUUUAUAGUUUUCUUGUGCUGUCAAAAGGGAAGGAAGCCCCUCCUCUGAAAGUAUAUUCAACGGAGACCGCAAACGUGCUGCUUAUUUCUGUAGCAGUAGUUGCCAGGGUCAAGGGCAUGUCAAGGUUAUUGCCUUGAGCAUAAAGGGUGAAGGUCACUGGUCACGGGGACCUUGAGAAGGGGGUGCUACUGCUAUGUCACAUAUGGCAGGAUCUUGAUCUGUCAGCACUUGCUUUAACUUUUAACUCAUUUAUAGGUUUGAGGCUUUAGGUUAGUCAACAGCGUGACCACUCUUGUAAGAGUGCAGGGGUUCAAAGUUACUUACCAGCACACAGUGAAAAAUGACUGCUGGCUGUAAAAGGUAACUCCUGUGGAAGGUUUUGUUAUAUCAUCAGAUUCAGUAAAACCAACUUUGUGCACCAAGUGUUUUUUUUUUUUUUCUCUCUAGAAGAUCGAGUUGAGAAAAUAUUGCAGACAGAGAGCAAGAAAAAAAUUAAGAAUUGUCUUGAGAGAUUUGUUUUGAUACGGAGGAUCUUUUCCUACAGUGCAAUAGGGUCUCAUUUCUAAAUCUAAAAAAACUUUUUAAAAGUUUAUUUUAAGUUGCUUGUGUAAUGUACCGAGUAUGUUAAGGCUUGGGGCUGGUAAAGGACUAUAGUUGUUGAGCAGUGUUUAAGUCCUUUAAGCUUAAGUGAUAUGUGUAUUUCACAAUAGAUUGGAAACUGUGGGAAUGUCACUUUCACAUUUGCUGGGUUUCGGUGAUAUUUGAAAUUCUAAAAGUAUGAAAUCUUGGCAAAGGACAAGUUUCCAUUGGCUCGCUUGAAUUACUGCCCAUGCUGCAUUGAACUUGCUCUACCUUUGUUUGCCAUUGCAUACAGCCAAUGUACAUUUGUAUGUGUAUAGAAAUUUUUACCUUGUAGAGACUCGCACAUUGAUGAUGUCACAGUCAAGUUUGUGGCAUGGCAGGCUUUUGUAUCGUUGUUCACUAGGUAUAAAGUCAAGGCACCCGCUUUCCAUCAUUUUUGUUCAUAGCACUGAUUAUAGGAGGCAAUAGUGGGGCAUGAUGGCAAGGUGGGCCGAGACACUGACUUAGGGUUCAGUUUUACAAAAUUGAGUAAGAUAGAAAAAUUUAUUUGAAAAUUUGUGAAAUCUACAUUGUUUUAGUUUUGGCUCAUCUGGAAAGGUAUAGUCUCUCUGGAAGGAUGGCUGGGGGGUAUCAGAUGAAUGGAAUAUUCAGUGCAUGCAUUUAAAAAAGAAACAAGGGGAAAGGGGGAAGCCCUAGAAGUACCAGUGGCAACUGAAGCAGCAACAAAGGAAUCUAGGUUAUAUUUGGAAGGGCUUUUUAAGAUUAUUUUCUGGAAAAAAAUUAAAUGGGGUCAACACAAUGCCUCUAACAACAGCAGACAGUUUCGAGUUACUUGGUCAUUGACUGAUGUUGAA